This is a messenger RNA of Zophobas morio, 976 nucleotides long. RefSeq names its product methylglutaconyl-CoA hydratase, mitochondrial-like. The transcript is spliced from 2 exons. Gene Ontology annotation, cellular component: mitochondrion. Gene Ontology annotation, molecular function: catalytic activity. Gene Ontology annotation, biological process: fatty acid beta-oxidation. The record is from RefSeq and is a predicted model, not a curated record. Bases 73 to 942 code for a protein of 289 amino acids. NCBI's taxonomy places the organism in Eukaryota, Metazoa, Arthropoda, Insecta, Coleoptera, Tenebrionidae.
UUUUUUACCAAACGCGAUCAAACUUUGACCCCUGUAGAUAACACCCGAGUAACCUAACCUAACUUUUUGACCAUGUUCGCUUUGAGACACUUUCAAAAAUUACCGAAAAACCCCGUCUAUACACACCGAAAAAUCUCACAAACCAGCGACUUAGUCACCCAAAACCUUCCCAACUCCGACGAAGGUAUCACAGUUUUUGGUUUCAACCGACCCCAACAGAAAAACUCCUUCGGGACAAAGCUAGUCCGGGAAUUGCAAAAUGCCAUCCAGAAAAUCCAUUUUGAUACAACCGCCCGAGUUCUGAUUGUUCGGAGUUUAGUCCCUGGGGUGUUCUGCGCAGGUGCGGAUUUGAAGGAACGAUUAUCCAUGCCCCAGGAGCAAGUGGCUCAAUUCGUGUCAAAUCUGCGCAGUAUUAUGGACCAAAUCCAGAAUUUGCCCAUUCCGGUCAUAGCCGCGCUGGAUGGAGUAGCCGUGGGUGGCGGGCUCGAAUUGUCACUCGCGUGCGACAUCCGAGUGGCCGCCAACGACGCCAAAAUGGGUCUAGUAGAAAGCAAACUAGCCAUAAUUCCAGGGGCCGGAGGUACCCAAAGAUUGCCUCGUUUGGUUGGACCAUCCAUUGCAAAAGAGUUGAUUUUUACCGCGCGAGUGAUCAAUGGAGACCACGCCUACAAACUAGGCGUGGUUAAUCACGUGGUUCCACAAAACACCAAUAGCGAUGCGGCUUAUCUUAAGUCGCUUGAACUAGCAAGAGAGAUUUUGCCGAACGGGCCUGUGGCGAUACGCAUGGCCAAGAAAGCCAUCAAUAGAGGACUAGAAGCUGAUUUAAGUACGGGUCUAGCGAUAGAAGAAGCCUGCUACGCUCAAGUUAUACCAACGAAAGACCGACUGGAAGGGUUGCAAGCUUUCAACGACAAAAGAAAACCGAAUUACAUUGGACAAUAAUUUUUAAUAAACAAUGAAUCUCAUAAGUUGAAAA